Messenger RNA from Bicyclus anynana (squinting bush brown), 4902 nucleotides. Its product is annotated as matrix metalloproteinase-2. Gene Ontology annotation, molecular function: zinc ion binding; metalloendopeptidase activity. NCBI's taxonomy places the organism in Eukaryota, Metazoa, Arthropoda, Insecta, Lepidoptera, Nymphalidae. Gene Ontology annotation, biological process: collagen catabolic process; extracellular matrix organization; proteolysis. The transcript has 12 exons. The record is from RefSeq and is a predicted model, not a curated record. The coding region runs from base 626 to 3004 and encodes 792 amino acids. Gene Ontology annotation, cellular component: extracellular matrix.
AGACAAUCGCGCGUGGUCGCGGCGGGCGUGCGCCGCGCAUUUGCUCAUGGUCACUUUUAUUUUUGCUCACGAACACGACAAAAUAAAUGAAAAGUGAAUUUUACAACAAACACGUACAAAUUUCUUUAUUACACCAAUGUAGUGUGCACGUAUGUUAUAUUACGACAUGAAACAAUAAUGCAAUUUUAUUACCGAAUAAAUAUUCAGUGUAAAGUUUUGUAGAGCAGUGCUUUCAGUGUCUCUGUGGAUGUUUGUUCUCUCUGUCGUAUGAAAGCGAAAGGAAGCUCGCUAGGGGGAGUUGUUUUGUUUCCGUGCUUUUCUUUUGAGACAAAUUUUGUUGAGCGAUUUGAGAAAACAAAAUCGCUCCGAUAUCUUGUGCAUACAAGAAUAUUUUAAGUUUAAAGCAAACAGUGCGCCGCCCACGUCGCUCGAUAUCAGCAUCCCGUCCCGCAGAGAAAUUAAUCUGGAACACGGUAACAGGAAGCGUCCCGAUAAAGUGCUCUAUGCUGUAGCUCUGGAUGAGCAAACCGCACAACGUCCAAUGCAUGCUUAGAAGCACAUCAAUAGACAAACAGUAAUGCUUCGAAGCGUAAACAAAUCAAAAACAAAAUAAAGAACAAUAACAAUGGGAAGCAAACGCGAAACAUACGACACGAAAACGAAUGUGAACACUUUUUUAAACGAUGACAAUCAUUCCAAUGAUUUAGACGUAAUUUCGACUGAUCUAGUUAGUAGUUUGAAAUGCCAAAUCGAAAUUCGGUGCUUGAUCGCGUGUGAGAUGCAUAAGAAGGAUGACGAAUAUGGGAAAGGAUCGAUUAGGAGGGUGGACUGUUAUGGUGUAAACCGUGCCGCCGAUUUGAAAUUUAAAUGUGUGAGGGACAAGGAGUGCGCGGAUGCGUUCGGGAGGACAAUGGGAGUGCACGUGCGAUCUCUGGCCGUGGUAGGACUCGUGUUCAUGUUGCUGGCGACGAGUGCGGCUGCGCCUGCGCCGUCUAGACCUACGCGGAGUACCUCAGAGAAGAGUGCGAGAAGUUACCUAGAAAUGUUUGGGUAUCUAACGAAGGAGAAGCCAGAGGUGGGGAACCUGCUAAUGGAAGACGUAGAACAGUCAUACGAAGACGACUUCAGGAUUGCCAUCAAAACAUUACAAGAAUUUGGCGGCAUCCCAGUAACGGGAGUAAUAGACCAUGCCACCAAAGAACUUAUGAAGAAAAAAAGAUGCGGACGACCAGACAGAGAACCCGGGUACGAUAAAAACAACAGAAGACGGAAGCGGUUUGCGGUGCAAGGUGAAAAAUGGAAACAUACUAAUUUAACAUGGAGUUUGUCCCAGAGCCGCCGACCGUCGCAAAUAGAUCCGCACGGCACACGGGCGGUGCUAGCGCGCGCGCUCGACGUCUGGCAGCAAGCUUCGCGACUCACUUUCACGGAGAUCAACUCGGAUGAUGCUGACAUUGUCGUGUCUUUCUCUAAACGUUACCACGAUGACCCGUAUCCAUUCGACGGGCGCGGUUCCAUCCUAGCGCACGCAUUUUUCCCUGGCUCGGGGCGUGGAGGCGACGCACACUUCGACGAUGACGAGCUAUGGCUUCUACAUCCUAAUGACGAUGAUGAAGAAGGGACGUCGUUGUUCGCCGUCGCCGCCCAUGAAUUUGGACACUCGCUCGGCCUGAGCCAUAGCUCAGUGAAGGGCGCUCUCAUGUACCCGUGGUAUCAGGGAAUUCAGCCCAAUUUCGUUCUGCCCGAUGACGACAGGAAUGGUAUCCAGCAAAUGUAUGGUCCUAAAUACAAAAGAACCUGGGAGAAGAUUCCAUACUAUAGACCCGUACAAACGCAGCCAACUACAACAACGACUACAACCACGACCACGACGACCACGAGACAACCAUACAUCCAUCAACAUCAUCCAGGACGACAUCGACCGAACACGCCGAGCAGAUAUCCCGCGUACUACCCAGAGAAGCCGAGUCAUCCAGAUUGGCCUCACUAUUCGAAUUACCCCAACCGAAAUCCGACUUAUCCCGACCGUCGAUAUUACACCACCACUGAAGAACAUCCAAGACGUACCAACCACCAUUACCCCAGACGCACAGAAACAACCACACACGCAACUACAUAUCGUCCGCGAUUCCCCCACGCUCAACCCGAAUACCCAACGCAUCCACGCCAGAAUUACCCCACUGAUCCUGGUCAAGAUUAUCCAAAAAGGAAACCAUACUAUCCAGUGAAGACAACCACAAUGAAACCAACGCCGCCGCCCGACAAACCCGACACUUGUGAUACUACAUACGAUGCUGUUACGCUCAUACGCGGUGAACUCUACAUUUUCAAAAAUAGGUAUCAUUGGAGGAUAGGCGCAAACGGUCGGUACCCUGGAUACCCGAUCGAGAUAACGAGGAUGUGGGCAGAACUGCCGAAAAAUCUAACGCACGUUGACGCCGUCUACGAAAGACCCGACCGCAAAAUUGCUUUCUUCAUAGGCAAACAGUUGUACUUGUUCGAUUCGCAAUACUUACUGCCGGGAUAUCCCAAAAACAUAGUUCAUCUUGGUCUACCCGCAAAUCUGGAGAAGUUGGACGGGGCCACGGUUUGGGGGCACAAUGGCAAAACAUACUUCUACAGUGGCACUAUGUACUGGAAAUUUGACGAAGAAGUGGGGCACGUAGAGUUAGACUACCCUCGAGACAUGUCAACGUGGAGAGGCGUCGGGUACAAUAUAGACAGUGUGUUCCAAUGGAAGGAUGGUAAAACCUAUUUCUUCAAAGGGAAGGGUUUCUGGAAAUUCGACGACCUCAAUAUGCGCGUUCAACACGACAGGCAGCUCCCUUCUGCACAAUUCUGGAUGUCGUGCCCAAAGGAACGCGCUGGACGCCGCGCCCCCUUCCACGCGCUCCCGGCCCCCGAAUCAACACUCCGUUCUCCGAGUGCCGCCAGCACUAACGAUGACCACCUAUCCCUUGUUGCUUCCCUAGUACUUUUAAUACUCGUACGGUAUAUUCUUUAAUAAAAUAAAUUAAUGUAAAUAAAGACAAGUGUGUGCCAUUAUCAAUUAAUUAUUUAAUCUCAAAAUAGAGAUUAAACUAAAUUAAUUAUAUGUAUGCGAUAAAUAAUAUUUUUGAAUCAACAAGUACAUAUCGAUUCUGUCUGACGUAAGACUUCUAGUAUUUUAAGUAAUUAAAUGAAUUACGCAACGUUGCACUGCCUGUCUUAGUAUUAAAUUAACUUAAAACUUCGUAUAUAAAGACUUUUAACUAUUAGUAUAUUAGUAUAAUGUUAUAAAUGAGGCAUUUUGUUUUAAUGUUAAAAUUGUAUGUAAAUAUUGAUCUCAAUGUGAUCGAGUUCUUGUUUUUUUUAAUGUAAGGUACAUAACACCAUUUGUUUAGCUUCUGUACAGAGUGUAUCUUGAUAGUGAUACCAGUAUUUUCAUAAUAAAAUAUGUCUAUAGUUAAUAUUAUCUUAUAUGAAAUAAAUAGCUCUGUGUAUAGUUCUAAAACAUAUUUCAAGUUACUAUGUUAGUCAAAGUUGUAAUUUAACAUAUUAUCCUAUAACUGUCUACCUACUAGAAAAAAUAUUGUGCAACUAACUCCACAAGUAUGCCUUAAUAUAAAUACAUUUAAACUAUUUAUCUAAUGUAAAUUAUAUACUAGACGAAAGAGAAGUUAUAUAUUAUAACAUACAAAAAAAUAUUACUAAGCUGGUUAGAGGUUCACAUAUUCUGUAACUUGUAAAUAAUAGUAGUUCUUGUAUGUCUACGCAUAUAUAAUAAAUAAACCUCGUCAAGGUUCUAGGUAAUGAAGACUACUACAUUUUUGUCUAAAUAACUAUAGUAUAUAAAAAAUAUUUAUUUAUUUAGAUCAGCUGUAGUAAAUUAUGAUGUAAGUAAACUCAAACCUUUUUUAUUAAUAUUUUUACUUAUAAUAUUACAGUAAAAACAGAAUAUAAUAAUUAAUUACUGUCCAGACUCUAUUUAUAGAAAACAGAAAUUCGGUAUUUUGUUUUUUUAUAAUAGUUACAGUAAUGUAUUUUACUCAAUAUAAAUAAAAUAAAAUAAAUAAUGUCUUAGUUUAAAACUUUAGCUGGAAUGUCUGGUGACAAGGUGGAUUGAGUAUUGGUUUAAUAUUUUGAAAUGAAUGUAAGAUCAGAUAUAUAAAAUAAACCUAAAACCCUAAAUUAUUCACUGAAGUGGGCAUCUCUAGUAUGGGUAUCAAAUAAUAAUUAUAUAAUAUACUACAUAUAACUAUAGUAAUUAUUAGUAUUACUUAUAUUUCAUGGAUGUGUUUUAAAUUAAUGCUAAUAAAGUUGUGCAUUAAUACAUACCUAUUAUAUAAUAUUGUACUGAUAAAUUAUACUAAAUCUGAUUGAGUUGCAUGAAUGAAUCAAACAGGAGCUCUCCAGAAUGAAAAUGGUGCUUUUGAUAGUUAGUUAUUGUACAGAAUAAAUUCAUACAUAAGUAUUUUUAUAUGCUGUUAACUGUAAGUUAUAUAACCACAGCUAUUGUAACUAAAGUAAAAUAUUAUACUUCCAAAUCAAUAUGCAACAUAACUACCUAUAAUACAUAUAACAUAAUAUACAACAUUGUGCAAUCAGAAUACACCUAAAUGUUAAGCUUUAGCGUUAAGAUUAAUAUGACAAACACAUAUUUUAUUAGAUCAUUUUUUGUACCUCUCAAGUCAUUUUAUUAUAGACUUCAGUAGUUUUACAACAACUUUGGUCACAAAUAAUUUAAUAACAACUGUGAUAUUUAAUUUUAUAUAAAAAAUGCCAUUGGCAAUAAAAAUAAAUCAAAAUUUGUAAUCUUUAAAAUAAAUACUACUGAGCAUAAUUUGUAAUUGCAGCCUAAAAUAAUUACUAGGUAAAUUCAUAUUUAAUGCAUUAAGAUGAAAAUAAAGAAUUUUCUAAGAG